GUGAAUUAUGUGAUGAACAAUUAAAAAUUUAUGGUAGUCAAUAUUCACUAGUAAAACCUGGAAAGACUAGAUGGAACUCAUAUUAUAUGUGUUACAAUUCAAUUUUGAAAAAUAAAAGAGCAUUAAGGUCACUUGCAGGUAUAAAUGAACUUGGAGAUGUCACAGUUGUCAAUGAUGAUUCUGUUACUAAUCAACAAAAUAAUGUUAUUAUGGCAAAUCGUGUAUUAUCAAUUUUAGAGGAUCCAGAAUUCUGGGGUAAAUUGGCAGAAUUAGAAGCUCUUUUUUAUCCAUAUUGUCUAGCACUUAACACUUUACAAAAAAAUAAAUCACAUCUGUUUGAAGUUUUACACUGUUUUGGUUAUUUUAUGGAGCAAACUUUAUCAAAUCCUGAUGAUGAUUUCAAAGAUAAUAUG
Entrophospora sp. SA101 is the source of this 413-nucleotide messenger RNA. The record is from the annotation of a GenBank genome assembly. Lineage: Eukaryota; Fungi; Glomeromycota; Glomeromycetes; Entrophosporales; Entrophosporaceae.